AGGGCUGAUGUCAAAAUGAGGCUCAAAAUAAUCUCGACGAUUAUUUUCAUACAUUUUAGUUUCGUUUACGGAGAUAAUACGAAAAAUGCCAUGAAAAUAACAUUGCCAGCUUAUGCAGUUGCAAAUGAGUCAUUUAUUUUAAGUAAUUCAAGUAGUUGUCGUAGAAAUUUAGAAGUUUUUGCCACAGCUAUAAACAACAGAGAAUCAUGGAGUAUGAAAAGUAAGUAAAAUCCUUAAAUAUAUUUUUAGAAAUGUUGAACAGAAAGUAUCGAAAUUCUACAAAAAAGAAUCGGUGAAACCUGAGUAAAUUGUUCUCAUAAGUUAAACGUUAUUUUAUAGUAUUACAUUUAAAAAUAAAUACGUAAAUUCUUCAUAUAUACAUAAUAUUAUGUAAUAUAUACAUCGAGAAAUCUCGGAUAUUUUCAGAUAAGAUUGGUUUUAUUUGUGAAGAGUAAAUUUACAUACGAGUAUCAUUAUAAUAGAGAGAUGGUAACUAGAUGAUAAAAUUAAAAUCAUAACUAAUUUUUUUUGUUUGUAAAUCCUACUCGACUUAUUUUGUCGCGAGUAUUCCUCAAUCAUCAUUGAAAAUAGUUACAUUAUUACUGGAUGAGAUAGAAAAUAAAAGGCCACCUGAGAGGGAUGGGUAUAGUUGUUCAAAAAUAAUAAGGAUAAAUAAUAUCGACCGAAAGCGUUAUUUUUAUAUAUACUAAUUUUAAAUUAUUUAUAAUUUUUGAAUAUUGAAUACAAAUUGGUAAAUAUAUUUAAUUGUAAUAAGCCUUACUCACCCAUAGACGUAAUAUAAUAUGUAGACCGCACAUUAUACUUGUUUUGUGUAAAACACCUUGAUGCAAAGGUAUAUGCAAGAAAGACAGACUCUAACUUAAAUUGUCCAAGGAGUUUAUCAAUAAUCUAUACAAUACUCUUUAAGAUUAUAAAUAUUUAUUAUUCAUACUAGGGACAAAAUAAUGAUAACAAAAUUAAUAAACAAUGUACAAAAUAAAAAAUAUUUAAAAUGUUUUUAUCAUUUAUGAAUUUGUGUAUCAAUUACCAAGAAGGUUAAAAAAUUGCAUAUAACCUUAUUGAAAAAGUUAACUAUGAGUGAUGAGUCUGUAUCGCUCACGCAUAUGUUUGCUUCAAUAUACUUCACUAAUGCGUGGUCUGUAUAUUUUAUGUCUAUGCAUUCAUCGCAUCUGAAAUUAUUUGUGAUUAUCAACAUGACCUAUCCAUUAUUUAUUAUCUAUGGUUCUUCAGUGGUAGUACAGCAGAGUGAGGAACUAAUAAAGUGUUAUGUUUAUAACCUUGUCAGUGUCUAUCUAUCCGUUUAUUUGUUUCUAUGCAAUUUAUCUCUCACAUAUGGUUUCGAACUUUGUAAUGAGGUUUUAACUAAACGAUUAAUUAGGCUUUAAAGAAAGUUCCCAUUGGUUUUCAGUUCAAUCGGUAAAAAUCGGAAACUUACGCUACUUCGAUACUCCGAUUUGUAUAGAUUUACUUAUAAAUGUAUUUAUUUAUUUAUAAAUAUAUAAUAAUAUAAAAUAUAUGUACAAUUUAAAUAGUGCUAGAUUCAAGUGGAAUACCAAAACCUGGUUUUUAUUAUGGAAAUAAAUUUUGGUUGGGUGUCAAAUCCCAGUGUCUUAGCCUUCAUAAUAACUAUGUUGAAAAUAACUAUCCACCUUUUGAAGUAAAUUAUUUUGCUGCUUACUUUUAUUACGAUCUUGAAACAACAAAAAACGUAAGUUACUGCAAAUAUUCAUAAUAAAUUAAUAAAUAAUUAAUAUUAUUAUAUUUACCUUUUAAUAAUUCUUCACAGAUUUAAAUGUUAGAUUUCAUUAUUAAUUUCAAUUAUAAUAUAAUAUAUACUAUACGAUUUAAGGUGAAAUUUCCUACAUUUAUCGUUGCAGAAUGUAUUGACGUUAGGUCUUUGUUUGCCAAACAUUUGUACUAAUGAUGAACUGUCGUUGAUCUUGAGAAAAAUAUUCAAUGAACGUAACCUAAUGAUGAGUGACAUUUAUGAAGUUGAUUAUACAUUUUUACGGGUCAGCGAUCUCAAGACUAAUUACCAUUAUCUUUUAAACUGGAAGUCAAUCAUAAUCGAGUAUUAAAUUUAAUUACCAUUUACCUACCAUAUUAUUUUUUUUAUCAAACACUUUUUAUUAAGUUUUCAUAUUUUUAGACUUAUUAUAUUUUUUACUAUAUUGAUGAUGAUAUUCGGAUCAAUUUAUGACGUUCGUCGUAGAAAAGGAAUGAAAAAAUUAAAUAGUAGCAAUGCAGUCCUCACUUACAACAACGGUUAGUUAAAAGUGGGAAAAUAAGUGGUGUUUUUUUCUCUCUAUUCAUGUAACGUUGUUUUUUUUUUUUUUUUAUAUUCAUAAAUAGAUUCACCAAGAAAUUUAGUGAUAACUAAUAAUAAUAUUUCCAACGAUCUUAAUAAACAAAAACAAAAUAUAUUUGGUGAAAUUGUAUUAUGUUUCUCUGUCUACACUAACACAAAAUUAUUAUUGAACACCAAAAAAGGAUCAGAUAGUAGUUUAAAAUCUAUUCAUGGAAUAAAAUUUAUUGCGAUGGUCUUUGUUAUAUUUUUUCACACUAAACAGUAUACUGAUUGUUCUGCCGGUAAGUCCAUACACUUAUUAAUCAUUAUAUUAUUGGCUAUUAUUUACGGUAAUUCUUUUAUGUUAAAUGCAUAACUGCUAUGGUACUAUUUUACAUGAUUACGACCAGAGGCUCUAUUCUCAAAUUCAUAAAAAUAUGAUCCGUAUCACGUAAUUGCUCUUUUCAUUUGAUCAGAAAAAGUCGUAUUUAUAAAAGAUAUCUGUGUACAAAUCAGUUAAUUUAAGUAAAAAAUAUUCACACGUUUUCUUCGAAUGAGGCUAGGCAACAAGAAACAAUCUUCCGUACAGAAGAUUCCUUUUAUCCAAUAUAAAAAAUUUGUAUCUUAAAAAUAUAUUUUACAGUAGUAAAUAUAUAUUUGCUUAUAUUCUGGGCAUAGCGAGAGAUAUAUUGGUUUUACUACGAAGUGUUUUGUUUUUAUUUUCUCUUUGUAAAUAACGUUUCGGCCAGAAAUCUUGCUCCAAUUUAAAAUGACAAGGGAUUUUUUUGUUACGUUUUAAAUCUAGGUGGUGCAUUACAGAAAUCAUUUUUUGAUUAUCUAAGUAGUUUUCAUAAUAGUUGAAAAAAACUAGAAAGAGACGUAAAAUGAAAACUGACAAAAAUUUACUGCGUUACGAUUUCAUUAUUUUAACGUUUCACGAAUUAUGUUUUAUACUAAAAAUAUUGCUCCAAUCAUAAAAUGACAAUAGGCCAUUUGUGUUUUUGAAAAAUUAAGACUUUUUUUUGAUUUUCCAGGUAGUUUUUCAAUAAUUAGUUAAAACAAGAAAAAACGUAAAAUUAAAACGAAAUAAUUUACGGCAUUAGGUAUUUUAAAUUUAUAUUGUUUAUGUUUUUCACCAGAAAUAUUGCUUUAAUCAAGAAAUAUCCAUAAAUCUUUUUUAUUAAAUUUUGGAUCUUUUUGAUGAAUAAGAAAAUCAUUUUUUCCGUGUACUGUUCUUUAUAAUUGAGCAAAACCGGAAAAAAUAACGUAAAAAGAAUGGGGAGGUUUACAGAAAUAAUGGUUUCAUAAUUUUCAAUUUUAAAUUCUGAGUGGAGCGUAUUUGAAACGAAAAUACCAAGGCAAUUAAAAUUUAUUUUGCAAUUACAAAUUAUUGCAAUUAAAAUUUGUCAAAACAUGUUUGAUAUAUUUUUGCUCAGAACAGUUUUUUGUUUUAACUUAAUUUAAUAGUAAUGGUUUAUUAUCAUUUGGUACAGAUAUUAAUUCCCUUUUAUUUCAAUUAUUUACAAUUAUAUUUUACCUUUUCAGUUCCCAACUUCCCGCCCAAAACAAUACAUAUAAUCCAUUGUACGAAGUGUGUUCAUCUUUUUUUUAUUUCCGAUUUCCCUUAUAACACGGAGGGGGGAAGUUGUCGAGCUACACUCAAAAUCGGUUUAUUUUCAAUUAUUUAUCGUUGAUUUAUUAUAAAGAUAUAAACUAAAUUAUUAAACUUUGCCAAUUUUCCUCCUAUAACAAUAAUCUAUAUUCGCGGUGCUAAAUCUUUGCAGUUUUUUUAUCUUUUUUUUUUUUGUAUGUAGAUAACACUUAUUAUUACACCAAAGGCACUACAAAUUUACUUGUGGAAAUUAUUGAUAGGAGCAGUCAGGCAGUUAAUGUAUUUUUUUUCCUAAGUGGUUUUCUAAUUGUUUAUAAUUUGUACUCUCGAGAGAUUAAAAAUAAACUUAAUGGAAAAGAACCAACAAAACCAACACUUUCUUCAUUAUUUGAGGCUCUAUACAAAAGAUACUUAAGGUAAAUUGAAAAAUAAUUCCUAUACAAAUAUAUGGUUAUUUAAACGUUUUUAUCAUUUGGGUUGGUUUGUAUUCAUUUCUUUUAACAAAAAAAUACUAUUUCAAGAUUAACACCGGCUUAUAUGAUGACGAUGGGUAUCACAUAUAUAUGUUUUUCUCAUUUUGACGACGUAUCACAGCUUUUUAUUCCUACGAAUGUUAAGUUUCAUCACAGUUUGAUUUACGGCGGUAGUAAAGAAAAUUGUGAUAACUAUUGGUGGACUCAUUUGCUGUAUAUCAACAAUUUGUUCAACUUUAAUGAAAUGGUAAUACAAAUAUCGAAUUAAAUUUAAAUUUAAUGUAUUUUGUAUAAUUAUAAUUUUCAUUUAAAGUGUAUCACAUGGGGUUGGUAUUUGGCAAAUGAUAUGCAAUUUUUUAUAAUCGGAUACAUCAUCACAACCUAUUCUGUAGUGUAAGUUAAUAAUUGAAUGUAAUUCAAUAAAUUAAAAAUGAAAUGUAAACUAUUAAAUACAAUCUGGAAUAUCAAUUGAAAUCUAAUCAAAAUUAUUUUUUUAGUUACUUUUACUCGUCUGCUGCAUUCUGGACAAUUCUUAUGGUUUCUACAACUAUCGUCAGUGGCUACGUAUCAUAUUCACGUGAUUAUUUUCUAUCGUAAGUCAAUAAUAUUAUAUUUCCUGUACUUGUACGGUGAUAUUCAACUUUUUUUUUUUUAUUAUUACAGACAAUUUAUUUCCAUGUCAGAAGAAGAUUUGAUGUAUAAAUUACCGUGGAUGAGAAUUGGACCCUAUCUAAUUGGAAUGGCUGUUGCAUAUUACCUUAUUCAAAUGAAAGAUAAAAUCAAUUUAAAUAAGGUAAAAAUUGAUCUAAUGACAAUUGUUUCAACUUAAGUAGUCAAUAUUUAUGUCUACUGUGUCUACAAGUGUAGCUCGGUUAAAAAUAACUUGCUAAAUAUUUUCAAGUGAUGGAUAUGAAUACCUAUAUUUUGACGACAAAUAAAAAUCACAUUUUUCGUUUUCUUAGAUAAACAUUUGGAUACUUUGGAUUUUGGCACCAACUGCUUUGAUUGGGUCAAUUUGGUUUCAUAAAACAGAGUUUUCUAUACUUGAAAUGGCAUUUUAUGUUGCAGUAUUUAGAUCAAUUUGGGGAUUGUCGAUUGGCUGGAUUGUGUUUGCUUCAGUUACUGGUUAUGGAGGUAAUAUGAUUAAAUAUUUAAAAAUGUUAAAUUAUCAUUAUCAUCACUAAGUACAUUAAUAGCAUUGUAAUAUUUGUCUUAAUUUAUAUAUAUUUAUAUAUUAUAUAAUAAUAAUUAAGUUCGUUUUAUUAACUAGGUUUCGUAAAUACAUUUUUAUCACGCGAAAUAUUUGUUGUACUGGGUAGACUUACCUACUGUGCCUACUUAGUCAACCCAACCAUCGUAUUUCUAUCAUAUUUUGAUGCUGAUGAAGCAAUCCAUGCUGAUAUAAUGUUACAAGCAAGUUUAUUUAAAAAAUAUUAUCGAAAUUAAUCAUAUUUCAGUAGCAUUUCUAAUUCAAAAUUCAAUUAUUUUUUUUACAGUUGCCAAUGUUUUUGGGUAUUGUAGUAUUGACAUUCUUUGGUGCCUUUAUUUUUUAUCUGAUGUUUGAGACACCAUACAUAUCAUUGUUGAGAGUGUUAACAACUAAAUCAAAAUAUAAAUAAUAAAAAUGGAAAAAAUACAUUUUAGUAAUUUUUCCAUUAUUGAAGUCAUUCGUCUUAUUUAUUAAGCCUUAUUAUUAGACAUAAG
Molecule: messenger RNA, 6097 nt
Organism: Cinara cedri
Lineage: Eukaryota; Metazoa; Arthropoda; Insecta; Hemiptera; Aphididae
Source: the annotation of a GenBank genome assembly